Molecule: messenger RNA, 5725 nt
Organism: Tuber melanosporum (Perigord truffle)
Lineage: Eukaryota; Fungi; Ascomycota; Pezizomycetes; Pezizales; Tuberaceae
Exons: 5
Coding region: 1-4788 (1595 amino acids)
Biological process (GO): positive regulation of GTPase activity; Ras protein signal transduction
Cellular component (GO): plasma membrane
Molecular function (GO): guanyl-nucleotide exchange factor activity
Source: RefSeq, a predicted model, not a curated record
AUGUUUGCUGAAACCCUCUCUCUUUACAGACCUGUUGUCCGAUCGGCGCGCGAUAUACAACAGUUUACGUUACCACCUACAACUCCACCAAGUUCAGCGGAGGAGCCGGAGGGGAAACCCUGGCAACAGGAUCGCAGGGAAAGCGGGGGCCGACCAUCCGGGAAACAAUUACCCCUAACACCACCUCCAAAGACACCGCCUCGUAAACGUUCUGUAUUGUCAGACGGGGACGCACUGGAUUUUUAUAUGAAAUCAUCACCUCCUAUACCACGAACAAGGCAUCGACGCGCAUGCUCCUGCAGUACUGUUGGCGAAAAUGUAACGCCUUACAAACCACCAGAUCAUGGCGCCUUCCGAAUGAAAGUUGAGCAAGUUGAUGGACCAAGCCAGGAGCGCCCUCGACCACGAACAUCUGGCCACCAGGAGACAUGUCGGGCACUUGAUGUACAAAUUCCCGAUUACAGUCUUGGAUCUCCUCACUUUUCCCCAAAUGGGACACCCUUCCUUUACGGCGCCUCAAGUCUUCAUGUGCCAUCGAUACAGGUGGAGCGGGGAUCUUCCCCUAGUCUUUCUCUCCAAGCUGAUUUAAGGUGGCUCUGGCCUGGGGCGGACGCAAGGUCGUCUACACCUUCUCUAGUUCCAAAUCGAGAAGCUUCUCCGUUGCCAUCCGAGCAGUUACCGGGUGGCCAAAUACAACAUGCCGCAUCGUCACUGUCUUUAGCAGGAAUGUCUCGUCUUAGAAUAUCUCCGGAAAUGUACGAUAUCUUGUCUUUUCCACCGAGUUCUGAAGAUCCUUCGAUUGUUCGAUACGAUAAACGCACCCAAGAAAUCACGGCUGCUGUGCCGGCGAGGAUAAUAUCCCAGAUCACAUCGGCAGAAUUUGUAGAUUACCACCUUCUUUCCGACUUUUUUCUUACUUUCCGUCUGUUCAUGCAACCACCCGAUCUUGUUGCAUAUCUUGUUGCUCGGCUGCGGUGGGCCAUCGAUCGCGAAGACGAUAUUGGGAGGGUGGUCCGGGUUCGGACGUUUGUUGCAAUUAGGCACUGGCUUCUCAACUAUUUUGCCGAUGAUUUCAUUCCAUCACUACCCUUAAGAGAGGAUUUUGCAAAAACUCUAAAUAACCUGUCAAAUGCGGUUCGCGAAAAUGGUCAACCUUCGAAUAUGAAGAUAAUUCGCGAGUUGAAGAGGUGUUGGAGAAGGACAUGUGCUCUAUACUGGGACACGCCUACUGGGCCUGAUGUGAGCAUCGAUCAAGACAUUCUGCCAGGUGGCCCGCCAGGGAGUAGAUUCGACUCCUACAGGCCCCUGUCAACACUGCUACACCCCAAGAAAUCAGCGCCUAGACUUGGAGCGUUGUUCCCUGAUCGCGACACUGGUACGGAGGCAUUUGUUCAGGAAGUGGUUGGGGCAUCUGUGGCUGCGAGGGCUACUGGUGGGACUCCGCUUCGUAGUUUCUCAAGACCUGUCAGUAACUUUAGCAAUGACUCAGCGAAAACCCCAUCGCUCUCAUACUUUUCUCUGGAGAACAGGAGCAAAUCGACUCCUGCGCCAUCUACGAGCUCGCCUUUGAAGCCAAAGCCAUCUCAAGCCACUAUAUCGUCGGAUGAAGCCGGAUCAACAGAGGAGGGUGGUAAGAAAUAUCGUCCUACUCCUCACAAAAGGUCAGGUUCAUUUUCAGACGCAUUAAGGGACACCCGGCAACCUCUUCCACUCCCAAAAUCAAUCGCACGUUCGACGCAUCUUCUAAUGGCUUUGCCCUAUGCUGGCUCAUUGGUCAGAGGAAACCUAUUUCCCCCAACGCCAGCGUACGUACAGGUUGUGGCACCUUCUACACCUGUCAGUGAACUAUCUAGCUAUGGAUUCCUCGCUCCUUCAGACGCGGCAGGUGGUUCUGUGGCCACGCAAUUUGCGAGGAGAACUUUUGACCCAAAUCAGGGAAACAAAACUCUAAAUGGCCCUGGUAUGAAAAGAUUUCUGGGCAGCGUGCGCAGAGCGUUAAGCGGAAAGGUGGGGAAUGGCGCCGGGCCUCAUGGUAGUGGUGGCGGUGGUAGUACACGUUCGCCACUUCCAACAGCCAGACCAACUCGUAGCAGAUCUCUCGGCCCAACGCCCGACAACUUAUCGCUAUCUAAAUUUAUGGCCGCAAGUUCAUCAGGAAACAAGGUUGCUAUCCUUGAAAAUGGCAAGGCGGCGAGGGUUGAUCUACUAGGAGCAGGAGUAGUUGAGGCAUUCCAACGCGCAAUGCAAGAGGAAUUGUCCAGUGACGAUGGCGAGUGGAUAUCCUACAACGUCACGCAAGGUGAGGGAGAGGAAGGGGGGCCAUGGCAUAAGAAUCAAUUUCAGUUGGAUAGGACCGGCGAUGGUGGGCUACCAUUGGAGGUCGGACGCGAAAAUGCUUUAAGCGAGGAUGAAAGCAAUGCCCCAGAGCCUUCGGAAAACCCACCUCCCUCAACUGCAAGGCAACCAGGUUUACGAGAGACUUUUGAGCAGAUUCCGAAUUUUGGACUAGCUGAGUCGGUCAUCUCCGAAAUUGCCAAUAUGGGUGAAGCUGGGAGUAUCUCUGAUCGGAAAAAUCUGCCAGAUAGAGGUCCCAAGUCAUCUAUAUUUCCGGGAGAAUCUCAGCAAGCUCGGAGGAGUAAAUCUUUUUCAUUUGAAACAACACCACAUUUGCUCAGCCAGCACUACGAGGGUAUGUGUAGGAAACUGAGUGUGUCUCCACGUCCUGGACCUGGAGGGAAAUCUCUGCGUCCGGCUCGCUCUUUCUCUGUCCGGCGUGUCCAGUCCGGCGUUAGUCAAUUUAGCAGCAAUCUAGAUGAUAACUCAGAAACGUUCAGUUACAUUAGCUCACCAGAGAGCAAGCGAGGAAACCUCCAGCCUGCUCGUAUGCUGAGACGUAGGCCCGGUGGGGACUUGAGACUUGCAGCAACUGUAGGUGACUUAGAUGGGCGACCGAGAUCUGCUGGGUCUAUAUGGACUGGUAAUUUUUCUGAUAUGGGUGCUAAUGGAACACCCUUACAACAAAGACCUAACUCAAUUUGUGUAACUGAGAGUAUACAUCCGCAGCAACGAGUGCCAGCUGGCUGUUCGGAAGCUGAUGCGAAAGCUUCAUUUGAAGCCGGAGUUCAAAAGCUGAGAGACCUUCCGGAUUUUGAAAGUGAUGAUGGUGGUAUUGAGGUUGCAUUGAUGAAGCUCGAGGGUACCUAUCAGAAGAGGGCAUCCGACAUAUCGCCUGGGAAGGAGAGGAAUCCUACUAUGAGCUUUGCAUCCGGUCGAUCCUUUAUCUCUCAAGACUCGUUAGUGAUAGUUGGGGAUGCGCACUCGGAGAGAACCUUUGGAAUGGAUGCCUCCGUCGACGAUGACGAAUAUAUGAGGCGGAUGAAGCGCAGACAUAAACAGGUGUUUGAUCAUGUUCCACUUGAUACGCCUCCUAUCCUGGAAGGAGGCUCAGCUGGAAAUUCCUCUACGAAUCUUUCAACAAAUGGCGCUGUGUUUAGGGACGAAUCUGAAGCCUCAGGGCCCAAUCUGGAGAGGGGUCUUUCGGUCAACCAUUGGAACUUCCGUGAGACGGUGACUUCCUCAAACCUAUCACUCCCUCCACUGGAACGCGGAAUGUCGUCUGGCUCUUCCCCGAUACACCGAGGCUUUUCGGAGCAACUCAGGGAUGAUAUAAGUGAGCUCUCAUCCGAGAUAUCGUUUGAAAUGGUUCAGUCAGCCAAUAAGAGUGCAACAAAGUUUCCUCCAAUGCAACCUGGGACUAUUAUUGCGGAGCUUGGAAUUCCUUCACAUCCUUUACGGCAUCCUCCAUCACCACCUCUCACUCUCGAGAAAACAUUGUCCACAUCACCAAAUAAUGCAAGUCCCUCGGCUGUUCGUCGACCUCGUUCUCCCGUCAGCCCUCCUCAAGCGGAAACGUUUCCGGGAUCAAGAGCUCCAGGGAGAGCGUCGCAAGAUGCCCUUCUUGGCGGUAACGGUCCUCACUAUAAUGAUACGAAGCCAACCCUUCGGCCCACUUCAAUUCACUUGCCAUUUAUCCUUGCUUACGACUCGGAGUUGCUCGCGAAGCAGUUUACUUUAAUCGAAAAGGAUGCAUUAAUGGAGGUGGACUGGAAAGAACUUGUCGAACUUAAAUGGAGCCAGACAAGCCCGGCCGUGAGAGACUGGGUUGAAUUCCUGAGCUCUGAGGGUACGAGGGGUGUCGAAGUGGUGAUUGCUAGGUUCAACUUGAUGUGCAAAUGGGCUAGAUCCGAAAUCGUCAUGACCAAAGAUAUUAACGAACGGGCUAAGACCGUAGUCAAGUUCAUUCACAUCGCCGCCCAUGCAAGAAGGCUACAGAACUUUGCAACUAUGUACCAGAUCACGAUCGCCCUCCUCACAGCCGAUGUGACCCGACUUCGACAGACAUGGUCCUUAAUCUCACCUGCGGACCUGAGCACCUUCAAGGAGAUGGAAGCUCUCGUGCAGCCAAUACGUAAUUUCCAUAAUUUAAGAGCAGAAAUGGAUAAAGUCACUGGAGAGUCUGGGUGUAUCCCAUUCGUUGGAAUCUUCACCCACGACCUCAUCCAGAAUGCCCAGAGACCUCUGACAAUUAGCACAUCCCCGGACUCAGAACCCCUCAUCAACUUUGAACGCCACCGCACUACCGCAUCCAUCGUGAAGCGCCUCCUUCGUCUUAUCGAAGCCUCACACAAAUACGACUUUAAAGCCGUAGAUGGCGUCUGCGAGAGAUGUCUAUGGAUCGCAUCACUUAUGGAUGAAGAGAUUAGAGACCUGAGCAAGAGCUUGCAAUGAUGGACUUUCUUCCCUUUUUCUUCCCGCUUCCUCCUCCUCCCAUCGAUACCAUAGUCACGACUUCACGACGCCUGACACGAAUUUCAUUAUUAGCUGAGGUUAGGAAGGCUUAAUAAUUGGAGCAAGCAGGAGAGAUGUUCGGGCUCUCUUUCUUCUCUUUUUUCUUUGUACUACUUUUCCCAGCUUUAUCCUACUUACAUUACAGUAUGAUACCUUUUCUAUUCCUACUCUCAGACCCGGGCCACUCUCCCCUUCUUCUCUUACCGCUUCUCCUAGUACCCUAAUUUUUCUGUUGUGUCUCGUUCUGCACCCAGCGUCUUUUUUAAAAAAAUUAUUAUCGCAGCCUCUCUCCCUUUUGCCUCUUCUCCCCCACUGGAAAGCGCUUUUGAAGGUCCUCUGUCUGUCUGGUCUAAACACAAACAUUUAUAUCCCGAUUUAGUACAGCACAUAUCUCGUCCUACUUCUUUAUGGUUAUAGACUUUUUUUCCUUUUCUUCCCUCCCACUUUUUUCUCUUUUCUCCACUAUUGAAGUUGGUUAUCGGCGGUUAUUUUUAUUUUUUUGGCAAAGUUUCUAUAAUACUUGUGCGCAAAUUAAGUUAUGGUGUUGAACGAAGAAAAAACACACCAAGGUCCGAGGCCCGUUGUGUGCCAUUUAUUCUUUUUUUAUUUAUUUAUUUCAGAUAGGGAGCAAGGGAAAUAAUGGCUUUAAAGGGGGAUUUUCUCUUUUUGUUUGUCUUUUUUCUUUCAUAGUUUUAUUUGGGUUGGGCAUGGACCUGGAUUCGGAUUGGAUUGGAUUGGACGCUAUGGUAUUGUAGAGUUAGGACUUUUGUUUGCAGCCCUUUUUUCCCUUUUGCGUUGAAAUUUGGUGUAUUGUAGCUUAUUUUGUGGGUUAGGUUAAGUUAUUUGUAGUUUAGUUAUGUUGAGUUUGAGAGCUGGG